Molecule: messenger RNA, 1599 nt
Organism: Naumovozyma dairenensis CBS 421
Lineage: Eukaryota; Fungi; Ascomycota; Saccharomycetes; Saccharomycetales; Saccharomycetaceae
Gene: PRR1
Product: serine/threonine protein kinase PRR1
Exons: 1
Coding region: 1-1599 (532 amino acids)
Biological process (GO): autophagy; peptidyl-serine phosphorylation
Cellular component (GO): cytoplasm
Molecular function (GO): protein serine/threonine kinase activity; ATP binding
Source: RefSeq, a predicted model, not a curated record
AUGGCCAUUGAAUCUCAGAUCUGUCCGCCAAAGAAACCUCAAGGUAGAGAUUUAGAAAUACCGAAAUUAACACUCCAAGAAGAACUAAACAAUAAUUCGGAUCCCAAUUCAAACCUGAAAGAAAAUAUAGACCCUGAGAAGAAUAGCAUUAUGGACAAAAACAUAACACAAGAUGCUGAUCAAGAAACAACGCCAUUAUCUCUUACAAUCCCCACUUUUGAACAUGUCACAAUGCUACCGACCCCAAUGACUUACACGCCUCUAUCACCUGGUGGAUUAGCCUUAUCUCCAAUUAUUGACCAACAUUUAAAUAUUGCAAAACGGAGAGCAGGAGGCACAUCAAAAGUCCCAAACAUUCAACAUACAAAUGAAUUUACGCAAAUGAGAAGAGAUUUAGAUGGCCUUUUAGAACCACAGCAACGUAUUGUAUCAGAACUGGCACCUCCUCCAUUAUCAUCACCACAAAGAAUCGUCUCUUUACCCACAGUAACUGAAGAAGCAUCAUCUCAAUCCUUAGAACUGCCAAUCGUUCCAAACAAUGCAUUAGUAGAUUUAGACUCAGAACAUCAAGAAGAUUUCAUACUGACAGGGUAUCUUUUAGGUCAAUGGGACAAACCAUUACAAUGGAAGAAAAUUAAGAAACUAGGCGAGGGAAAUUUCAGUGAUGUUCUACUAUAUGAAUCCUUCAUACAAGAUGAUCCUAAUUUAAUUCAAGUUGCUGUGAAGCGAAUUAAAUACCCGAUGGAACUAAAUGAUGAAACGUUUAGAAACACACCACAAUAUAAAGAUACCAUUUCACGUUUGGAGAAUUCAUUAACGAGAGAAUUAACCGUUUUGAAAUCUUUAAACCAUCCUUGUAUUGUUAAACUUUUUGGGAUUAAUAGUCCGAUUUUCUUAGAAAGCAAGACACCAUUGCGUGAUUUCAUUAAGAGUCAUGGCUUAGGGUUACCACCAUGCGAUAUGAUUAUGUCAUACUGUGCUGGUGGUGACUUAUUAGCAGCAGUGACAAGCUGUCUUGGUGAAUUGGAUAUUUGGUUAAUUCAAAGAAUCUUCACUGAAUUGGUAAUAGCUGUCAAAUACCUUCAUGAUAAUAACAUUAUUCAUAGAGACUUAAAAUUGGAAAACAUUCUUCUGAAAUAUUCAUUACAUGAUAUUGUAGCCAUGAAGGAUUCGCCGAUGUUCAAAAGACAAAAUAUUCUAGAGUUGGCUGAUUUCGGUUUAUGUAAAAAAAUUGAUGAAGGUGAAAUGUGUACAGCAAGAUGUGGUUCAGAAGAUUACGUUUCUCCAGAGAUAUUAAUGGGGAUACCAUAUGAUGGGCAUCUAACAGAUUCAUGGGCAUUGGGUGUCAUAUUAUAUGCAUUAUUAGAAGAUCGUUUACCGUUUGAUCCGCCACCAAAUGCCACUUCAAGACAACGAAGUCGAGCUACUUCACAUAGGAUUGCAAGAUUCGAUUGGAGAUGGUUUAGGCUGGCAGAGACAGAUCUUGAUGCAAAGGAAAUCGUAGAAAAUACGUUGACGCGGAAAAAUCAACGUUGGAAUGUGAAUGAUCUUUUGGAAUCUAGUUUUGUGAAAAAAGAAUUAGACACAUUAUUAUUGUAA